Didymodactylos carnosus is the source of this 255-nucleotide messenger RNA. Lineage: Eukaryota; Metazoa; Rotifera; Eurotatoria; Philodinida; Philodinidae. The record is from the annotation of a GenBank genome assembly.
AUGUCUACUCGUCGUUAUCCGUCGAUCGGUUUUACUUAUUACUUACUUAUGCGUCUAAAAAAAUUUCUUGAUAGUCAAACAAGAAAAAAACAUUCUAUUGUGAAACGAUUAAAACAAUUAUUAUUAAGAAAAUUCUUAUAUUAUUUUGAAACUGAUCAUGAACAGUUGAAUUUAUUAAAAGUAAGUGAGCGAUAGAAACAUGAAAUAUUGUCUCUAUGUAUGUAAUCAGUGCUCACAUAAGCAUUUUUGUUUCUG